Messenger RNA from Anopheles funestus (African malaria mosquito), 4087 nucleotides. RefSeq lists its product as uncharacterized. The transcript is spliced from 8 exons. Bases 197 to 3904 code for a protein of 1235 amino acids. The record is from RefSeq and is a predicted model, not a curated record. Gene Ontology annotation, molecular function: sequence-specific DNA binding; DNA-binding transcription factor activity, RNA polymerase II-specific. Gene Ontology annotation, biological process: regulation of transcription by RNA polymerase II. NCBI's taxonomy places the organism in Eukaryota, Metazoa, Arthropoda, Insecta, Diptera, Culicidae. Gene Ontology annotation, cellular component: nucleus.
GCUGUCAAGACCUGUCGGCAGUUGCUGGCAACACUGGUGGAGUGACGCGGAAAGUAGUUGCGAUAGUUGUGUGUGCAGUGCGAAUGUAAACGGUAUAAUUGGAAUCUGCUACAGUACUUGUGGAACGUUGGUAUAGUCGCGAAAUCCGUUUAAGGCACCCGUAUAUUCCUCGAAGUUGUGAUUAUUGGGAAUCAACAUGGCGUCCGCAUCAAACAUGGUGACACUUUACCUAGAAUGCUGGCGAGAUGAACUGAGUGCAGCACAGAAAGCCGCCUAUGAAAAGGCAGAAAAAGAACAUAAUGAAAUUCGAAACAAGCUGAAAGAAAUUGUCGACGAAACAGGCGGAAAAAACAUAUUUUCCGGGCAAGUGUUCACCGCGUAUCAGGUGCUGGGUCCGGUACCGGGAUUGGAUCAAAUUUCGAAACCGGUCACUGCACUAACGCGUAAAAAACCAUUGCCCGUAUUACAAUCUUCCCUUGCCCCAAUGAUGGUAGCUUCUCCGUCACCGGAGUCGACGGCAAGCGCCCGUCGUCGUGGUCGAAGGUCGGACUUUGCCGUAGAAGAUGAUCCGGAGCCGGUGUUGGAUAUUCCAUCGGACGAUGUCGAUGAAGAUUAUAUCCCCCUGUCUAAACGUAUGAAAGUGAAGGAAAAGGAAAAAACGAUUACACCUAAGAAAGUGAGAGACGAGAAGGUCAAAACACCGGAAUUAAAAAAAUCACCCAAACCUGUUGGCUCAACAACGGCAAAAGUUGCUGCCAUCUCUGUGCGGCCUACCGAAUUUAAUUCGAUUGGCGGGCUGCAGGUUGGCGCCGAAAAAGACAAAAAGAAAAACCUUCCCGAGCCUUCCGCGGUUGUAGAUCUCACUAAAGACGAUGCGGGCAAACCAUCGGCAGAUUCGAGAGAGAUAUCGUUUAGCAAAAUUCAAGGAAAAACUUUCCCAUCGCUCGUAGUACUUGCUAGACCUUCGCUACGGGUGACCGAUAAAGCUGUUUCCGAUCGACCACAGCUCGAUGGUAAGGUGAAGAACGUACUGGUGCAUCCAGCGCCCAAGUUCACCGAAUGGCUCAUACAGCAAGGAUUGAUCAAAUCGGAACAGACGUGCCAAAUCCACUACGACAAACCGCUCAAGUUGGGCAUGUAUUCGGAUACCUCUAAAUUCCCGUACUCGGGUGGUUAUUUCUGGAUAAGCGAUUGCUGCCCGACCCGAUUCACGUCCGUGUUUCAUGGCUCGCUGUUCGAAGGCUCACCUCACCCGCCUUCAGUGAUUUUGAAGCUCAUCUAUCACUGGGCCUGCCAAACUAAUGUAUCAAAUGUGGUGAACUGGGUAAAGGUAGACAACGUGUACUUGAAAAGCCUGUACACAUUGUUGCGAUCGGUUUGCACGCUGGCAUUAUGCCGACACAUGAAAAUGCUCGGUGGUCCCAAAAAGUCCAUCGAAAUAGGAGUAAUUUCACUCGGAACGACAACACAGGAUGGACAACAGCGCCAGGUGAAGGUGGAGGUAUUGGGUGUGCUCGAUCCGGAAGCUAAAAUUCUUCGACUACGUGCCGUGGAACCGUUGCAUGACGCCGAAAAAAGCUAUAAGAAAAGGUUUUCCAAAAUUUUGGAACCUCUCGCCGAUUGGGUCGAUAAGGAGAGCAUCAUCCUAACCGAUCUUACCGUUGACAAAGGUACGCUGAACAACAUGGGGUACAAAACCGUGAUACAGGUCCCAACGUCCGAACAGACCGCGAAAAAUAGCAACGCGAACAUAAUGGAUUAUCUUCGGCGCAUCGUACCGCGAAUGUUCCAAAACACGUUGUCUCUGCUGUCGCGUCAAAUCAUUCAACAGUUCCUGAACGAACUGGUAUGGCGUGAGCUGUAUGGAAACAGCCCAGGCAGUACGUUUGAUAACAUCGUGAAACACCUGGCAGAGGAAGCAAAAAUUGAAACGAAGGAAAGUUUAAUUACCCGCAUGCACAAGGCCGCCGCUGAUCCCUUCAAACAAUGGAAUAUUGUUUCCGACCUUCCAAUAGCGAAAGUUGCUGGGAAGCGUGGACGAAAACCUAAGGAUCACUCUAUCAACGCAUCUGCUGCGUCCGCUAACAGCGAGGAUGACCCGGCGGCGGUAGCAGCAGCAGCAGCUGUUGCUGCGGCCAGUUCAGCGCCGAAAAAAAGUAUUCUCAAAAAGGUGAAAACUGAGGAACAAAUGACGGCGGCAUCGAUGGCGGCAGCAACUGUUUCACCUUCCGCUGCGAAUAAAACGGUUCAGAAGAAAAAAGAAACCCGCAAAGACACUACGGUACAGCUGGAAUCGUACUACUACGGAAGUGUGGGAGGUACAGAGCUGAAAGAGUCGGCAUUACCUUGUCCCGAUUUUGAAGUACCAUGCCCGGAAUGUCCGGAAUUGAUCUUCCGUUCCAAUUUGGAGCUGCUCGAUCAUUUGUUGGAACACGCACAUUAUUCUGUAGCGUCGAAAAAGGCAGUGGACGAGACAACGGAUGAAAGAGGUGUGUGUCGAACCUGCCUGCAGUGGGUGGCCCAUGGCGAGGAAGAGAAGCAUAAGUUGCUAUUCCAUCCGCUGGACACGAAAUGCGUACUUUCCAAAGGAGCUAGCUGUUUGAUUUGUGAGGUACGCUUCAGUAACGUAUCGAUGCUGGUAACGCACAUGGCGAAAACUCACCUGCCCUUGGAAAUGCCGUACCGUUGUGCUGGAUGCGAUUUUCGCAGCUCCAUUCUGCAGCUAACGAUCGAACACUUCUAUGCGCAGCAUAAGGGUAGUAUCCUGUUGCAGUGCCCGAUCUGUCUGCAGUUGGGUUGCGCAUAUCGUAGCGGCACGGAGGGUGCUAACAGCGACGAGUCAGCGGAUCCGUCCGUACCAUUGAUAAGUAAUGUGAAACAAUUCUUGGCCCAUUUGCGGAAACAUAACGAUAAAGCGAUCUCGAAACGGUGCAAAAAAUGUGCGCUAAGUUUGCUCUCCAAGGGUGAACACAAAAUGCAUCGUAUCUUUUGUCACGUGGCCAACGCUGCAGGCGAAGCGGUUAAAAGCAUUACAAGCUCAGGGACGGUCAUCGAAAAACCGAUGAAAAAAGCAUCGCCAAGGGAAAGUACGUCGUAUCGUGUUGUAAAGGCGUUUAAUAAGCUGGAGCUAAACCUGAAGAGCGGUACCAUUUGUCUCGAGUGUGGUAACGAUUUCGAUCAAUACAAUCACAUCAUCGGACUACUGCAGUGCAUAAUGUGCAAGUAUCAAACCACCUGUCUUCCGUCGAUGAUGAACCAUUCAAUAUCGUGUUGGUCGAACGCUUUCUACACAUCACACAAAUAUCAGGCAGCGAACAUUAGUCAGGAGAUGCAUUGCAAGUGUGGCUUUUCUUCGUACGACGGUUCGGCUUUGGCACGGCAUCUGCUCGUAUGUUCCCGUAGCGAUGCCGUCUAUACUUCUGUAGAGGCAGCCCAAGCGAACGAGUCCGAGCGAAGCAUGCUGGAUAUGCUAGGACUUGUGCGUCGGGACGAAGAUGAAGAUGUCGGUACAGCGGCAACACACGAACAGGUACCGGAACAACAGGAUCACCAAGACCGUCAAGAACCAUCACCUACAUCACGGCACGAUACCCCCGAAGUACCCGAAGUUUCUUUCGAUCACGUGGAACAUGAGAGCGAGAAGGAAACAGCUGAGAUCGCCGAACCACCAAACGUCGCAAACGAACCUGUGGCGAGCGAUAUUGCUUACGAUCCUUCACAGUCGCUGUACAACAUUGCGGGAACGGGUGAACAACAAUUCACCACACAGCUGAGCUUUGACGAUCUGGGGCCACCAUCGGUUUUGCCUGUACAGGAUAAUGAUCUUACCCCGCAGCUUAAGGACGAUUAUCAAUCGCUGGCUACACCCCGUGUACCCGAUCAGCCAGAUUAUCAAGAUACGUAGCUUAAUCACUUCUUUUAAACGUAUGACAGCGGCAUCGGCGCUGUGUGAUCGCUUCACAAUUAAUGCACAUGAAGCCCCAUGUUGUUUUGCGUUUACAUUUUAUGUAUGGUGAACUUUUGCAAAGUUCAACGAGUGCAACAAUUGGAAUAAAUUUUUAAUAUGGGCAGAUCCUCGAAAAGGUGA